Cucurbita moschata (crookneck pumpkin) is the source of this 2630-nucleotide messenger RNA. RefSeq names its product probable disease resistance protein At5g66900. NCBI's taxonomy places the organism in Eukaryota, Viridiplantae, Streptophyta, Magnoliopsida, Cucurbitales, Cucurbitaceae. Gene Ontology annotation, biological process: defense response to fungus. The coding region runs from base 180 to 2624 and encodes 814 amino acids. Gene Ontology annotation, molecular function: ADP binding. The record is from RefSeq and is a predicted model, not a curated record. The transcript is spliced from 6 exons.
CCAAGUAAUUUCAGAAGCCGUCUUCAAGCCUUAUGAGUAGCUACUCGUUGCUCCGUCGAGUCCAGGCUUAUGAGCUAAGCAAUUGGCUACCGUUAACGGCGGAACUCCGACGAUCUAGCUGAGAAUCUCGCCUGGAUCGAAGGCGGAGCUCCAAGGACAAGCUAUAAAGGAGGAAGAGAAUGGCGGGAGCGUUAAUUGGUGGCGCGGGAUUGGGCGUUCCAUUUAACGAGCUGGCGGCCAUCUUGAAGAAAUUUGGCGAAAGGGCGAUGAACUUCGAUCCUGUUCUCAAGGAGAUCCAAUCCAAGGUAAAUACCAUAAUUCCUCUGGUUGCGGAAAUAGAGGAGCUUAAUGAAGCCCUGGAGUAUCCAAAAGAAGAAUUGGAGAAUUUGAAAAAGACAUUAGAAGUUGCCAAAAAGCUAAUUCCUCGGUGUGUCGGAUUGUGGAAGUAUAAUUAUCUAAGGAAGUCAGAUUACACAAAGAAGCUGCGUGAGUUGAACUCCGAAAUUGGAAGUUUCAGGGACAUUUUGUUGAUUCAAACGGCUAGAGACGGGAAGAAGACCAUGAAAUUAGCGUCUGAAAUCAAGGACGUCGUUCACAGGAUUGAUAGCAAGUGUGAAAUAAUCAACACGGUGGAUUUAAGUGUGGCAGUUCCUGAGAUUGAAGGAGAAUGUGUUGGAUUGGAAAAGCCAGUUGAGAGAUUAAAGACGAAGCUCUUCAAAGAUGGGGUUCGAUUGUUGGUAGUGACUGCUUACGGAGGUUGUGGAAAAACCACUCUGGCCGUAAGGUUUUGUCACGACAAGCAAGUCAAAAAUAAAUUUCAGAAAAACAUACUUUUCCUCACUGUUUCAAGCAAACCAGAUACGAAACUUAUCUUAAAAUCUAUAAUUCAAAGCCUCGGGAGGUUUGUAGUAUCUGAUUCUGUAAACGACGAUGAGGCAUUCCGGCAUUUAGAACAACUGAUGGGUCAAUCGAGUCGAAAUCCUGUAUUGUUCGUGUUGGAUGAUGUUUGGGAAGGUCCUGAAUCAAAUAAGCUUCUUGAAAAGUUCUCGCGAAUGCCUAACUGCAAAAUUUUGGUCACCUCUAGAAACAAGUUUCCUGCAUUUGGUGAGCCAUAUGCUUUGGAACCUUUGAGCGAUGAGGAUGCUAAGGAGCUGUUCCGUCGUGCGGCAUCGUUGGAUAACAGAACACGACAGUUCCCGGAUGAACAAAUUGUAGAAGCGAUAGUGAAGGGUUGUAAGAAAUGCCCACUUGCUCUGAAAGUGAUUGCAAGAUCACUUUCGGGUAGAACUGCACCGAUUUGGAAAGCUACCGAGAGGAACAUAUCUAGAGGAGAUUUUAUCCUGGGUUCUGAGGAAACGCUUCUGGAGUGCCUCAAAAGCAGCUUAGAUGCAGUCUCAGAUGACAAGAUGAUACUCAAGGAGUGUUUCAUGGACUUAGGUUCAUUUCCUGAAGACCAGAGAAUUCGUGUUGCUACGUUUAUUGACAUUUGUGCAGUGUUGUAUGAACAAGAUGAAUGCGAAACAUUGUCGAACCUUGAUGAGCUCUUCACCCGGAAUCUGGUUAACACUGUCUAUUUGAGAAAUGAAGCACAUGAAGACGAUUACUACAGCGAGUCCUACAUUACACAGCACGAUAUACUUAGACAGUUGGCGGUUCAUUUGACUAAUGAGCAGCGCAUAGACCAAAGAACAAGAUUGUUUGUGGAUAUUAGCAGAAAUGAAUUCCCGGAAUGGUGGUCUAAAAAAGAGAUGCAACCCGUGAAAGCCCGCCUUUUAUCCAUAACAACAGAUGAGAUGUUCUCAUCUUGUUGGCCUGACAUGGAAGCGCCUGAAGUUGAGGUAUUAAUUCUUAAUCCUGGGUCUAAAACUUACGAGUUGCCUGAGUUCGUGAAGCGAAUGAAUAGAUUGAAAGCUCUGAUAGUCAGGAAUUACAGGUCGUUUCCGACUGAAUUGACAAGUGGUUAUCAAGUAAUGAACUGUUUGUCAAGGCUAGAAAGAAUCAGUCUCGAGCGAAUUUCAAUUCCUUCUUUUAGUAACCAUAACCUGAAACCACUGUUACAUCUGAAGAAGCUAUCCUUCUUUAUGUGCAAAGUUGAUAGAGCUUUCACGAACUGCUCGAUCCAGAUCUCGUGUGUAUUGCCCAACUUGCGCGAGAUUUCCAUAGAUUUUUGCAACGAUUUUGUGGCUCUCCCUAUUGGACUAUGUGAAAUUGUGAAUUUGGAGAAACUGAGCAUUACAAACUGUCAUGAAUUAUCAUCGUUGCCUGAGGAACUUGGGAAGUUGAUUAAUCUAAAAACUCUAAGGCUUAGAUCUUGUAUUCAUUUGGAGAAGUUGCCUGAAUCAAUCUCAAUGCUCCAUGAAUUAGUGGAUCUUGACAUAUCUCAUUGUGUUGGCCUUACCAAACUUCCAGAUAAGAUUGGCAACUUGCAGAAGUUGGAAAAGCUUAAUAUGUGGAGCUGUCCUAUCAUACGCAAGCUUCCAGCAUCACUAAGAAAUCUAAAAAACUUGAGGAGUGUAGUUUGUGAAGAGGAGAUAGCAAAGUGGCUUGAUAUUGUCUCACCUCGGCUUCGAAAUCUCGUUACAGAACACAAGGAAGAAGUCAACUUGGAUUGGCUAUUAGCAUGACUGCUU